CAACAACCUCGAGUGUUUGGGGACUGUGUCUUAUUACCGACAAGAUUGUAAGUUUUUAGCCUUCGUUAAGACAAGUCUGAUGUGUCGCCAUGGCAACAAAGUAUAGACGAAAACAGAGUCAACCUCGCCGCAUCAUCAGAAAAAAUGAGGCAAGUAGCAGCUCGAAACCGUCCAUGUCUUAUGUGGUGUUAGGUGUACAAGACCCAGUCAGUGAGGAAGUGCCUGUGGCUGAGUCAGAAAUCAAGGAUAACCAUGUCACUCCUGCCACCAAAGAAAUGAACCCAGAUCAACAUCUGUCUCAAUCUGCUGUUGGCUUUGGUUCCAAAUCAUUGUCAGCUUUUUCCCAGGUAACCACAAAUUCAGAUGUUACCCACAGGAGUUUCCUGGAUGCUCAACUUGUCAGUCAUCAAGCACUUACAAGCAGUCCAUUUUAUUAUUUUCCACCUGGUAUGGAAAGUUUCCAAGUUUUGUCACCAAACAGUGUGAAUCAGGAGAUGUUGCAGGGUGCUGCCCUGUCAAACUUCACCGUCACACAGGAGAGUUUCCCGUGUUUACAUUGUGACCAAGUCUUCAACCAGCAAGCCGCCAGAGAAAUCCACAUUCAGAUGCGUCACAAUGGCCAGUUUUCAAUGGAGAGUAACUGUUCAGGUGGUGGUGAAGAAGGAGAGCUACAGUAUGACUGUGUGGAGUGUGGAAAAUCCUUUCAGCAUAAGUGGAAUCUUACUCAGCAUAUGAGAACACAUGUGUCCCAGAGUAAGGCUUUCCCUUGUCCUUAUUGUCACAAAGUGUUUUCCCAUGACUGUAACCGCAAAAUCCACAUGAGAGCACACACUGGGGAAAAGCCGUACAAGUGUGAAAUUUGUGGUCGCCAGUUUUCCCACAAACACAACAUGAGGGUUCACCUGCGGACACACACCCGAGAGAAGCCGUACCAGUGCCCAAACUGCAGCAAGGCCUUCUCCCACGUAAGUGCACUCAAGAUUCACGCUCGCGUUCACACUGGGGAAAAGCCGUAUACAUGCGACAUCUGUGGGAAGCCGUUUUCACACAGCAGCACUUUGAAUGUCCACAGGCGGCGCCACACAGGCGAAAAACCAUUCCAGUGCAACCUGUGCACAAAAACAUUUGCCAGAGACUGCAUUUUAAAAAAUCAUUUAAAAACUCAUGAAUUGUCAGUAAGUGGCUGUGACGACACAUGAGUUUGGUUUGUCAGUUUGUGAAUGGGCCAUCAUUAAAAAUAGAUUUCUCAGAAAAAAGGGCCUUGUGGUAAAUUAUUUAGUGCACUAUUGAUGCUUUUUUUUUCUUUUAAAUCCAUUUCUUUUUCAUUUGCCAAAAUAAGAAAGUAAUUUCUCUAUGGACUGGUUGACCCUAUUUUUCUAAUAGGAUUGUGUUACUCCCAACAAAGAAUGUUUUAAGAAUGGCCCUAUCACAGAAAAUGUGAACACUAGUUAUUGGUGAUUUCAUUCAUAAUUAUGAUCAACAUUUUGCUGAAUAAGUAGGUCAGAACGGAAUGUUAUGAUAGUUUACCACUUUUGGUAUUCUGUUGUAUGAUAAGCUGAAAAACUAAUACCUACUAGUAUGUUCUUGAGGGCAUUCUGGUGAAGAUUAGUCUUGAUAAAUUGAAUAAUUAGACAUUAUAAAUCAGUCAUUCCUGUGUCAGAUUAUAACAGGAAGUUUUGUGUUACAACAAGUUUGUACUGUCAUAACCAUGGAAACUUCAGUUCACAGUAAGUAUAAUGGUAUUUGUUGCUACAUGUAUUUGUAUUUUGAUAUCAAAAGGAACUAAGAAUGCUUACUGGGUUCAUUAACCCGAUUAUGAAAGCUGUUUUAUACUGAUGUAUAAUUGUAUUUAGUAUGUCGUCCUUAGUACUUCAUCUGUUACACAAAUUACACAGCUUAAAUCCUGAAGAGUCGAGUGUAUACUCAUUCAAUCUCAGUCUCACAAGUUUGUCAUGAGUUGUGUAUGCUUUGCUAGAUUUCAAGUCACAUUGUACCCUGCCAUGCCUUCUGUCUGUAUCCAUCCAUGCAUCCACAC
This is a messenger RNA of Liolophura sinensis, 2035 nucleotides long. RefSeq names its product zinc finger protein ZFP2-like. The record is from RefSeq and is a predicted model, not a curated record. NCBI's taxonomy places the organism in Eukaryota, Metazoa, Mollusca, Polyplacophora, Chitonida, Chitonidae. The coding region runs from base 90 to 1199 and encodes 369 amino acids. The transcript has 2 exons. Gene Ontology annotation, molecular function: DNA-binding transcription factor activity; RNA polymerase II cis-regulatory region sequence-specific DNA binding. Gene Ontology annotation, biological process: regulation of transcription by RNA polymerase II.